CGGUUCUCCCGCGGAACGAGAAAGGGUAGUGUGGGAUUCCUCUGGGAAUUUACGGAAUAAACAAUAAAGAUGGGAGCUUUCUUAUUUUGACCAUUUAGGAGGAAGAGGGAAGGAGGAGUUGUUCAAAUCCGAAGGCUUCCAUCGUCUCUUCUUCUUCUUCUUCUUCUUCUUCUUCUUCUAUUUUAAGGAUCUCUUCCUUAUCGUUCAAGGGAAGUAGAUCUCGAGAAAAUGCCAGAAGUUCAGUUGGGUGCUCAUACUAUAAGAUCCCAUGGAACCAAAGUCAUGAGGUUUCACAUGCAUGAUUGGAUUAUACUUGUGCUUCUUAUCAUCAUAGAUGCAGUGUUGAACAUUAUAGAACCUUUCCAUCGUUUUGUGGGUAAAGACAUGAUGACUGAUUUGAGAUACCCGAUGAAAAGCAACACUGUGCCCUUCUGGGCUGUCCCGUUUCUCGCAAUUUUAUUGCCUUUCGUAAUAUUUUCUGUCAUCUACUUCAAAAGGAGGAACGUAUAUGAUUUGCAUCAUGCUGUAUUGGGACUUCUUUUCUCUGUGCUUUUAACUGCAGUGCUUACCGAUGCAAUUAAGGAUGGUGUUGGGCGACCUCGACCGGACUUCUUCUGGCGCUGUUUUCCCGAUGGGAUAGAUAAAUAUGAUAAUUUCACUACGGGUGUUUUGUGCCAUGGAGAGAAGAGUGUGAUCAAGGAAGGGCACAAGAGCUUUCCAAGUGGCCAUUCAUCAUGGUCUUUUGCUGGACUGGGGUUUCUUGCUUGGUAUUUGGCAGGGAAAAUCCGGGCAUUUGACCGUAAAGGUCAUGUUGCAAAACUUUGCAUUGUGGUUCUUCCUAUACUUGUGGCAGCCCUUGUGGCAAUCUCCCGAGUUGAUGAUUAUUGGCAUCAUUGGCAAGAUGUAUUUGGUGGUGGCCUUUUAGGAUUGGUGGUUUGCUCAUUUUGCUAUUUGCAAUUCUUUCCACCACCAUAUGAUAUGGACGGUUGGGGUCCUCAUGCAUAUUUCCAGGCGUUGGCUGACGCAGGGACAAAUAAUGCCCAGGUAUCUGCAGUGACGAACUCCAUUCAACUCAGGCAGGCGGAGAUGGAAACAGUUUAUGCUUCAUCAGAGCGUCAGAAUGAGCUUUGUUGCGAGAGACACAAGCCGAAUCCUAGAUGCAUUGGAAGCUGGUCGAAGACAUUAACGCAUUCUGUAUCUCAAAUACUGAUGUAUUAGGAAGUGAACUGGAUUUUUUUGUUUGUGGCAUGUUUGUUCAGAUAUAUGCCUUUGUGUGUAUAUAUAUAUGAGCUUGAGAUAGAGUGAAAAUUAUUUUUAUUCCAGUUGUAUCAUUCUUUUUGCUGAAUCUUUUUCUCUUAUUGUAUAAUUGAAAUGCUCUUUGUACUGCUUUUCUGCAGAACCAGUAUGUGAUUUU
Dioscorea cayenensis subsp. rotundata (Guinea yam) is the source of this 1414-nucleotide messenger RNA. Its product is annotated as lipid phosphate phosphatase 2-like. Gene Ontology annotation, biological process: phospholipid metabolic process. The record is from RefSeq and is a predicted model, not a curated record. Bases 229 to 1218 code for a protein of 329 amino acids. The transcript has 8 exons. NCBI's taxonomy places the organism in Eukaryota, Viridiplantae, Streptophyta, Magnoliopsida, Dioscoreales, Dioscoreaceae. Gene Ontology annotation, molecular function: phosphatidate phosphatase activity.